Melitaea cinxia (Glanville fritillary) is the source of this 8042-nucleotide messenger RNA. RefSeq lists its product as uncharacterized. Bases 178 to 6666 code for a protein of 2162 amino acids. Gene Ontology annotation, biological process: negative regulation of transcription by RNA polymerase II. NCBI's taxonomy places the organism in Eukaryota, Metazoa, Arthropoda, Insecta, Lepidoptera, Nymphalidae. Gene Ontology annotation, cellular component: chromatin. The record is from RefSeq and is a predicted model, not a curated record. The transcript has 54 exons. Gene Ontology annotation, molecular function: transcription corepressor activity.
AUUUGAAGGCGCACGAAUGUGCUCGCUUCGAGCGUACAGUGACGCGCUAUUAUCAUAAGCCCUUGUCUUAGUAGAGGUUUUUGAGUAAUAUAAGGUGAAAUCAAUUCAGAAUCGAAGAAUUCAGCAUUAUCUCGCAGCCUAUUUGACGGUGAGCGGGUGAUGGCCACUUGAGGCACCAUGAUGAAGCGUACCGGUCCCCGUCUGGGGCCUGAUGAUCCCUCGCCGAUACCACAGUCUCCCGCUCAGAUACAGCAUGCAGGAGCAAGCAACAUGCAUACACUGGCCCAGUCGGCCCAACCACAAUUAUUAGGAGCGACAGCGAUGCUGUCAGUGAGCGGUUUCGGGCGAGGCCCGACUCGCGCCACCUCGCCAGCUGUCAUCAACUAUCUCAAGCCGAACACGGUGCAGUAUGCGCCCAAACAACAGCAGCAAGUGCCGCCUCGGCUUAAGGUAAUUUAUUAUACCUAUAAUUUUAUUUAUACAACUAGCAGACCCGGCAAAUGCUGUUUUGCCAUAAUGUCCACAGUACUGGCUAAUGGCUGGUUGCACUGGGUUCGAUACCCGCUCAUGGCAAACAUUUGUAUAGGCCAUACAGAUGCUUGCCACGCACUAUCCGUGUGUGUGUGGCGUGUGAAUGCGGUUGUUUAUUUAUUAUUUAUUGUAACAACAUAUUUGAUACUUCUUUUCAUUUCCCAGUUGGUACCGCAACAAGCACCGCUACCGAUCCCCGGUCGUCAAUCCCCCGGCCUGGCUGCGCCGCUGGCAGCGCAACCGCCUGGCCAAUUCCAGAGAUUAAAAGUCGAAGAUGCAUUAUCUUAUCUCGACCAAGUCAAGUAUAAGUUCAACACUCAACCGCAGGUCUACAACGAUUUUCUGGACAUCAUGAAGGAGUUCAAGAGUCAAACGAUCGACACGCCGGGCGUCAUCACGCGGGUGUCGAACCUGUUUAAAGGACAUCCAGAACUGAUUGUCGGUUUCAACACAUUUCUACCUCCCGGAUACAAGAUCGAAGUGCAGAGUAAUGGACAGGUGUCCGUGUCUAUGCCGUCGCCGACUGGCGCUGGUUGCGGUGUGGGCGUGGGCGUGGGCGGUGUGGGAGGUAGUGUAGGCGUCAGCGGCGGCGUGGGCGUGGGCGGAGGCCCUGUGCUCCUGGGCGUGCACCAUGCGCCUCCGCAGUCGCAGCUUGUCCAUCUGUUACCUGUGCCGCAGGCGGUGAGCUCGGCGCUGGCGCACAACCUGGCGGGCGCGGGGGGAGUGGGCGGCGCGGGGGCAGUGGGGAGCGCGCCCGCCAACACGCUGCACCACAUCUCGCAGGCGCACCAGCAGAUCGAGGCCGCGGCGCACCACCACCCGCCCGGAUCGGCGCCCUCCAGCACAGGCCAUGCGGGCGCGGCGGCCGGCCAGCCGGUGGAGUUCAACCACGCCAUCGAGUACGUCAACAAGAUCAAGUCGAGGUUCUCCAGACAACCGGACAAAUACAAACGUUUCCUGGAGAUACUGCACGCGUACCAGCGUGGUCACAGAGACGUAAAGGAGCCUCAAGCCAAACAACAAACUGAACAGGAGGUUUACUCACAGGUGGCGAAAUUAUUUGAAAAUCAAGAUGAUCUACUGGCAGAAUUUGGCCAGUUUUUACCAGAUGCAAAGGCGGUGACAAAACCAGCACACGUACUUCCUCCACACUCGAGAUCUCCACCGCCUCAGGCACCGCCGCCGGCGCGCGACGAGGAGCGCUACGCCGCGUCGCCGCCGCACCACGCGCCGCACGCGCUCGCGCUCGCGCAGGCGCUUCCGAAGCACACGAGCGCGCCCCCCGCGCCUCCACAACACCACCAUCUCAAGAGAUCGCCUAGCUUCGGUUCUUCCACUCAACUUGCAAGUGGUGCUCCGCCAGCUAAGAAAGCCCGAGCAGGCGGCUCGUCUCCCGCGCUUCGCGACGUGUCUUUAGCCGAAGCGGCCAAACUGGCCACUGCGCAAGAUUACGCCUUCUUUGACCGCGCUAGGAAGGCAUUAAGAUCACAGCAUGUUUAUGAAAACUUUCUCAGAUGCCUUUUGCUCUUCACGAACGAGAUAAUUUCAUCAUCUGAGCUGCUUGGUGUCACCGAGCCAUUUUUGUACCGACACCCAGACCUCAAGAAGUGGUUGCAAGACUUCCUGGGGCCGAUAUCACCACCACACACUCCUACCACUACUCAUACCAGCUACAACAACUUCAGCAGUACAAGUAGCAUUUUGACCUGCGAACGGUCUAGACUGGGCUCGGACACUAAACGUCACGAGCCUCUCGGAGCCUACGGGGCUCAGUUGAGGCACGAGAGACCCCAAGGUGAUGCUGCUAUGGAUAUAGAUCUGUCGACGUGCAAGAGGUUAGGUACGUCGUACUGUGCGUUACCGCGAGAAGCGGCGGCGAGGCGAUGCUCCGGACGGACGCCGCUUUGUAAAGAGGUUCUUAAUGACACGUGGGUUUCAUUCCCUACAUGGAGUGAGGAUUCCACAUUUGUUACAUCAAGGAAAACGCAAUACGAAGAGUACAUAUAUCGGUGUGAAGAUGAACGAUUUGAGCUGGACGUGGUGAUCGAAACGAACGCGGCCACCAUACGAGUGCUGGAGGGCGUCGCCAAGAAACUGUCGCGCAUGUCGAGCGAGGAGGCGGCCAAGUUCCGCCUGGACGACUGCCUCGGCGGGCACUCGCCCACCAUACACCAGCGCGCGCUGCGGCGGAUCUACGGCGACAAGGUGGCUGUGGAUAUAAUAGCAGGAUUGAAGAAAAAUCCAGUUGUCGCUGUACCCGUCGUACUGAGGAGGCUCAAAGCUAAGGAAGAGGAGUGGAGAGAGGCUCAAAAGGGUUUCAACAAGCAGUGGCGCGAACAGAACGAGAAGUACUACCUGAAGUCACUGGACCACCAGGGGAUCAACUUCAAGCAAAACGACCUGAAGGCCCUCCGCUCUAAGUGUCUCUUCAAUGAGGUCGAGAGCGCGUACGCUGCGCGACGUCCAGGCCCCCAUCUCGUUGCGGACUACGGUCUGCGAGGACGUCAUGAAGCGAUUAAAAUAGUCAGAGAUGCAGCCGAACUGCUAAUCCACCAUGCUAGAAGACAAACCGGUAUCCAGAAAGCAGAGAAGAGAAAAAUCAAGCAGCUUUUAAGACAUUUUCUUCCUGAUCUUUUUGCUCAUCCCAGGCAACCCUUGUCUGACGAUGAGAGAGAUGAAGAAGAAAAAGAAGAACCCAAUAGUCCGGGUAGUCCCAGUGGAGAUCAGACGGCUGAUGAGAAAGGAGGCAGCGUUAAACAAGAGAAACAAGAGUCAUCAGAAUCUGACAAUGCGUCUGAUAAAAGCAGUCGGAACAACAAAAACGACAAAGAAAAUAAACCCAAGAACAACAACACAACCGAGAAUAAAGGUAUGUACUUAUACACAUUUAUAGUAUUUAAUGAAAAAAUUUCAAAUGCAAUCAAACGGAGCAGCAGUAAUGAGGACGCAGUGAACAUAAAAGUUGAAGGCAAGAAUGAUGCAGAUCUUGAAGACGAUUACAGAGAUCAUCCUUCCAACCCGGGCGUGUGGCAGGAGGCGCGCUUCGUGUGCACGUCGUCGUGGUACCUGUUCCUGCGGCUGCACGGCGUGCUGUGCCAGCGGCUGGGCGCGGCGCGGCGCGCGGCCGCGGCGCUGGCGCUGGCGGACGCGGAGGCCGAGCGCGAGCGGACGCGCGCGCCCAGCGUGGCGCACGCGCUGCGCCUGAAGCCCUCCAAUUUACCGAUGGAUGUCUCUUCGCCAGCGGAGUACUACAACGCUUUACUCGAGCUAGUGAAAGGCGUGUUGGACGGAAAUAUAGACGCCAAUGCGUACGAAGACGCCGCUCGGGAGAUGUUAGGGAUCAAGGCCUAUCCUGCCUACACUCUGGACAAACUUGUAUCCAUCGCUGUUAGACAGCUGCAGCACUGCGUGUCGGAGAGCUGGUCGGCGCGCGCGGCGGAGCUGGCGGCGCGCGGCAUGCGCGGCCCGCCCGCCUACGUGCGCCGCGCGCUGCGGGCGCUGCGCGCGCACCACACCGCCUUCCUCGUGCGCGUGUAUGGUGGAGACGACUGUAAAGUAACAUUUGAGUUACUGGAAGCUGCGGGAGAGGGUCACGCUUCCCCUCAUCACGACUCCUCGAGAUUAUCACCUACGAAUCAGGUACUACAAUUAAGAAGGUCACAGUCACAAUUCGUCCUGUAUCAUCCCACUGCUAGUUACACUCACAUACCCGGGGAUAUUCCAGAAAUUUAUCAUAAAAAACCAAAACUGAGGUUUUCCCGGAGCCGCUCUACGAACGGCGAGACGGUCUCCCGCCUGGCCGCCUGGUCGCUGUACGCGGAGAGCUACGCCCGGCCGGACGCCGGCGGCGCGGCGGGCAACAAGCCCGUGUUCCUGCGCAGGAACGCGCGGCGCGCGGGCGCGGCGGCCGGCGCGCACGCCGUCAGCGGAGCGCCGGACUGCGCGCCCGCCGUGCGGCGCCGCAAGCCGCCGCGCCUGCACGACCACUCGGAGUGCACGCUCGCGUCCACCAUACGCGGAGCGCCGGACUGCGCGCCCGCCGUGCGGCGCCGCAAGCCGCCGCGCCUGCACGACCACUCGGAGUGCACGCUCGCGUCCACCAUACGCGGAGCGCCGGACUGCGCGCCCGCCGUGCGGCGCCGCAAGCCGCCGCGCCUGCACGACCACUCGGAGUGCACGCUCGCGUCCACCAUACGCGGAGCGCCGGACUGCGCGCCCGCCGUGCGGCGCCGCAAGCCGCCGCGCCUGCACGACCACUCGGAGUGCACGCUCGCGUCCACCAUACGCGGAGCGCCGGACUGCGCGCCCGCCGUGCGGCGCCGCAAGCCGCCGCGCCUGCACGACCACUCGGAGUGCACGCUCGCGUCCACCAUACGCGGAGCGCCGGACUGCGCGCCCGCCGUGCGGCGCCGCAAGCCGCCGCGCCUGCACGACCACUCGGAGUGCACGCUCGCGUCCACCAUACGCGGAGCGCCGGACUGCGCGCCCGCCGUGCGGCGCCGCAAGCCGCCGCGCCUGCACGACCACUCGGAGUGCACGCUCGCGUCCACCAUACGCGGAGCGCCGGACUGCGCGCCCGCCGUGCGGCGCCGCAAGCCGCCGCGCCUGCACGACCACUCGGAGUGCACGCUCGCGUCCACCAUACGCGGAGCGCCGGACUGCGCGCCCGCCGUGCGGCGCCGCAAGCCGCCGCGCCUGCACGACCACUCGGAGUGCACGCUCGCGUCCACCAUACGCGGAGCGCCGGACUGCGCGCCCGCCGUGCGGCGCCGCAAGCCGCCGCGCCUGCACGACCACUCGGAGUGCACGCUCGCGUCCACCAUACGCGGAGCGCCGGACUGCGCGCCCGCCGUGCGGCGCCGCAAGCCGCCGCGCCUGCACGACCACUCGGAGUGCACGCUCGCGUCCACCAUACGCGGAGCGCCGGACUGCGCGCCCGCCGUGCGGCGCCGCAAGCCGCCGCGCCUGCACGACCACUCGGAGUGCACGCUCGCGUCCACCAUACGCGGAGCGCCGGACUGCGCGCCCGCCGUGCGGCGCCGCAAGCCGCCGCGCCUGCACGACCACUCGGAGUGCACGCUCGCGUCCACCAUACGCGGAGCGCCGGACUGCGCGCCCGCCGUGCGGCGCCGCAAGCCGCCGCGCCUGCACGACCACUCGGAGUGCACGCUCGCGUCCACCAUACGCGGAGCGCCGGACUGCGCGCCCGCCGUGCGGCGCCGCAAGCCGCCGCGCCUGCACGACCACUCGGAGUGCACGCUCGCGUCCACCAUACGCGGAGCGCCGGACUGCGCGCCCGCCGUGCGGCGCCGCAAGCCGCCGCGCCUGCACGACCACUCGGAGUGCACGCUCGCGUCCACCAUACGCGGAGCGCCGGACUGCGCGCCCGCCGUGCGGCGCCGCAAGCCGCCGCGCCUGCACGACCACUCGGAGUGCACGCUCGCGUCCACCAUACGCGGAGCGCCGGACUGCGCGCCCGCCGUGCGGCGCCGCAAGCCGCCGCGCCUGCACGACCACUCGGAGUGCACGCUCGCGUCCACCAUACGCGGAGCGCCGGACUGCGCGCCCGCCGUGCGGCGCCGCAAGCCGCCGCGCCUGCACGACCACUCGGAGUGCACGCUCGCGUCCACCAUACGCGGAGCGCCGGACUGCGCGCCCGCCGUGCGGCGCCGCAAGCCGCCGCGCCUGCACGACCACUCGGAGUGCACGCUCGCGUCCACCAUACGCGGAGCGCCGGACUGCGCGCCCGCCGUGCGGCGCCGCAAGCCGCCGCGCCUGCACGACCACUCGGAGUGCACGCUCGCGUCCACCAUACGCGGAGCGCCGGACUGCGCGCCCGCCGUGCGGCGCCGCAAGCCGCCGCGCCUGCACGACCACUCGGAGUGCACGCUCGCGUCCACCAUACGCGGAGCGCCGGACUGCGCGCCCGCCGUGCGGCGCCGCAAGCCGCCGCGCCUGCACGACCACUCGGAGUGCACGCUCGCGUCCACCAUACGAUUGGUAGCCUGUCGUCCCCAGCAACUGUACCGGCCGGGAUGUCUGUCUCUAGCGCGCUCGUCUCACCCGCGCCUGUCCGCCGCCAGACGGUCCCGGUUCCGAGCAUGGCUAGCUAGGCGAACGUUUUCCAACACCUAGCUGCGGGCCACAUAAGUAUGGAUACAGCUUACAAAAUGGACGCCUAACAACAGUUACGGCUCAAUGUGAAAAGCCAGUGGCCAAUGACGAUACAGAUACACCACUAUAAAAUCUUAACCAACACCUUCCAACAUUGACGGCUAAUGACAACAGUUGAGGCUUCAGCAUUGUGCUAAAUGUCAGUGGCCAGUGACUGGAUGCAACUAAACCUACAAUGACAUCGUCACCGAGGCAUCAGUUCAGGCAAUGCUACAGGUUGAAACCUAACUUACCAACAAUUAGGCCAAUAUACAGCAUUAUGUGAAACGCCAGUGGCUAGUGAUAGGUUUACGCGUAAAGUGGCAAUGAUUAAGGCUUAAAGAUAAAAUAAGUAUUUGAAACGCCAGUGGCCAAGUGCCUGAUGAUCUAAGGCAAUGUUAAUUUAUCCCAGUAAGUGACUACGUCCGUUUAUGCAAUAAUUUAUGACAUUUAAGCCUUAGUGUAGCCGCAACGUUACGGGCGCGUUCACGCAAGUUUUUGAUAGUUGUCUGUGAAAUGUUCGUCUUUGUGUGCGUUGUGUGAACGUAGCCAAGUUUUAACUAUGGAUAAUCGCUACUAACGCGAGAUCUGUACGAAAUUACACGCGACUGUCUUUUUCAUUUACUUUUGUAAGAAAUAAAUUUACUUUUCGUGCAAUAAAAUUCUUCGUAAAAACCCCUAUAUAGGAUGUUUUUUUUUUAAUAAAAUUUAUUAAAAUGUCUUAAUUUAUUUUUUGAUUAUCUUUUUGUGAAAUUGUUUUGUACUUCUUAAAUUUUAUUUACGAGACAGUCGCGCGUCGAAGCGGCGAGAAUCUAUUAUACAUAAGAUAUUUAUCAAAUACGCUCUGUUUCAACGACAUAUUCAUUAAAAAAUACGAUGUUUUUUUAUUCAUUAUGUAAAAAAGGAGGUAAAUAAAAUUUAUAUUAUUCAGUUGAUUUGUUACAAAAAUUGAGUUUUAAUUAAAAAGUGUUAUUAAUUUUAUUGUAAAUAUUUAAAUAAGUCACCAAAACAGUAUUGAACAGAGCGUAUAAUGAAAUCGGUCAAAAGGUAUACAGGGUAUUAAAAACUGUAUCGACUCGAAUAAUAAGAGCUAUGCUCAAAUUAAGACCGGUUUCAUAUCACCUAGGUCCCGUUUUAGUGACCUGGGUGACCCGACUACGUGAUUAAUGCUUUUCAGGGCAGUCUGUAAAUAAUAAAACUCUGAAAUAAUUAAUCGAGUAGUGUGUAAAGAUCUCUUUUAAAGUACAGUCAGUGUAAAUAUUGUGGAAGUGAUGUUAGUAUAAUUGUUGAAGAACCAAUCUUGUUAAUUCGUAUAAAAUGACUUGUCGAAAGAAAUAAAUAUUAUUAUAUUUAUAAUA